AUGUCUUAUUGCGUUUUCUGCGGGAUCAUCUCAAGGGAGACGGAGGCGGAGGCGGAAGAGUCCUUUUCCUUCUGCAAUCGGGGCAGAAAAGAGAUUGAUUUCGAGGAGUGGGAGGAGUCGCCCAUCAAAGAAGCAACAUCAAUCACAUCUCUGAAAGGCCAGUUCUUUUGCUUUAGCGGAUCAGCCAUGAAGAACAAGAAGGGUCGCCGCGGCCGCAACAAAGCAACUUGCAACGAAGACGCUGCUUGCAAAGCAAACGGAGACAGGCUUAGCAGGCUGCCCAAUGAUCUUCUGCUCAAUAUCCUGGAGAGGGUGGAGACGUUUGACGCCCUCAGAGCCUGCAUCCUCUCGAAGCGAAUGCUGCAGCUCCCCGCCAUGCUCUCGCAGAUUGUUAUCGAUGUUGGUUCCCUCGUCCCUGACCCUGAUAGCUCCCGUGAAUUUGGCAUCCGUGAUGUGGCUAGGGUCAAUGGCGCUGUCGCUAAGAUAACUGAUAACAUCUUGUGGAUGAGGAGCCCAGGAAUCACCAUCCGCAAGCUUAAUGUCAGAAUGGUCUUGAGGCAUUAUGACGUUCUCUCUGUUGGCAAAUCUUUUGCCCACGCCAUGGCAACCCAGAAGGUCCAGAAAGCUGAAAUUGAGUUCAUGACGGAGAAGGCUUGCGCGGAUUGCACACCUGCCGAUCUCGUCGACUUUGCCAAGUGCUUCAAUACUAUCCUUGCUGAUUGUCUGGAUGCAUUCGCUGGCCUUACGCGCCUAUGGCUGCAAAAUAUGCGAUUUGGUGAAGGCGACAUCCCCAAUGUCCUGACCACUUGCAAGCGGUUGAAAUCUUUGCGAUUGUCCUACUGUGACUCAGGGAUCCGUUCUGUGCUGUGUUUAGAACAUGCUCAACUCGUUGACCUCGAGAUCGACUAUGGGAAGUUCGAGAAAGUUGUGCUCAACUGGCUACCGGAACUCCAACAAGUGACUUAUAAUAACUGGUGCUCUUACGACGAUGAGCCCCUGUCUUUUGGUUUCGUUCCGCAGCUUUCAAAGCUAAGCCUCGCGAAAAUUGCUGUCUGCUCAGACAGGUGUCUAGAGUUGAGCCAGCUCCUUGCUAAUUUCCUCUCCAUAAGCGAACUGCAUCUGAAUUUUCGAAGUGAAAAGAUUUGGGUUCUACCAGAAUGUCCGAAACUGCUCACGCCUGUUCUUGGCAAACUGCGGCUUGUGAAUCUGGAAAACCUUCCUGAAGGAUGUGAUAUUGCUUGGACAAUGUUCAUUCUUGAAGCUGCACCGGUCCUGAAGGAGCUAUGCAUCACAGUAUGGGAUCAUUGGUGCAUCAUGGUGACAGACAAGGAGCACCGGAAGGCGAGUGGUUACUGCGACAACAGAAACGUAGAGUGGAAGCCAUCUGUUUCCAUUUUGAAGCAUAAGAAUCUUGCCAAGCUCACCAUCUAUGGCUUCCAAGCCGAUGAUAACUUCAUUCGAUACGUCAGGCGUGUCAUGGUAGCUGCGGUGAACAUGGAGGAGAUAUCUCUUCAUGACAGGAUGGUGUGGAAGUGCUGUAGUGACUCGGAUCCCAAGACAAGGUAUCCACGGACUGAUGAGGAGAGGCAACAUGUUAUAGAGGAACUGGGAAUGGAUCUUCAUUCCGUGGUUCACUUCCGGUCCUAA
This is a messenger RNA of Triticum turgidum subsp. durum (durum wheat), 1647 nucleotides long. The record is from the annotation of a GenBank genome assembly. Lineage: Eukaryota; Viridiplantae; Streptophyta; Magnoliopsida; Poales; Poaceae.